AUGGAAGCAGAAACCAAAACACUUCCCCUGGAGAACGCAUCCAUCCUUUCAGAGGGCUCUCUACAGGAAGGGCACCGAUUAUGGACUGACAAACUGGACAAAAUCACACAAUACCACCUCCUCAAGCUCCUCCAGAAGUUUGGCAAGGCCAAACAGUUUGACUUCCUCUUCCACAAGUCAGGCGCUUUGGAGGGUCAGCCUCGAGGGUACUGUUUUGUUAACUUUGAAACUAAGCAGGAAGCAGAACAAGCCAUCCAAUGUCUCAAUGGCAAGCUGGCACUGUCGAAGAUGAGGCCAUAUGCUCAAGUAAAGUGAUAUGAUCACAAUAAGAACAAGAUCCUUCCAAUCAGUCUUUUUUCCUCAAGCACUGAGCCAACUCAGUUUAACCUUAGUGUCACUGCAAAGAUCAAAGCCAUUGAAGCAAAGCUGAAGAUGAUGGCAGAAAAUCUUGAUGCAGAGCAGCCAGUAGCACCUUUCUAUUCCUACUUUAAGCCACCAGACCCCCCCCCCCCCAAAAAAAGGACUACUCCAUAUUCCAGAACAGCUUGGAAAUCUUGAAGAUGAUGGUUAUGAAUUAUUGUAGCAGCAAAAAGCAAAUUGAUCUCCACACCUAA
Perognathus longimembris pacificus (Pacific pocket mouse) is the source of this 614-nucleotide messenger RNA. RefSeq names its product probable RNA-binding protein 18. Gene Ontology annotation, molecular function: RNA binding. The record is from RefSeq and is a predicted model, not a curated record. NCBI's taxonomy places the organism in Eukaryota, Metazoa, Chordata, Mammalia, Rodentia, Heteromyidae.